This is a messenger RNA of Aspergillus japonicus CBS 114.51, 712 nucleotides long. Its product is annotated as PET191 family protein. The transcript has 3 exons. Bases 78 to 431 code for a protein of 117 amino acids. Gene Ontology annotation, biological process: mitochondrial respiratory chain complex IV assembly. Gene Ontology annotation, cellular component: mitochondrion. The record is from RefSeq and is a predicted model, not a curated record. NCBI's taxonomy places the organism in Eukaryota, Fungi, Ascomycota, Eurotiomycetes, Eurotiales, Aspergillaceae.
CAUCAGAUUGCCCGUUCUUUCGCUGCAGUGCGGUUGAAGACCUUCUUGUUCGAGCAGUCGGGCUAAAUCGAUUCACAAUGCCGGCUUCUUGUCAGGAUAUCAGGAAUGCACUGGCGCAAUGCCUCCAAGAAUCCGACUGCAUCAUGGUCCAACGACACACCCCGCGGGAGUGUCUGAGUGACCCUCACGUCGACCAGCUCCCGAUGCGAUGCCAGCAGCUGCGGAAGGGCUUUAGCGAGUGCAAACGCGGCUUGAUCGACAUGCGCAAACGAUUCCGCGGGAACCAGCCCAUCUCGGUAUCGACCGAACUCGAGGGGGGAAGCUCCAACAAAUCCCAGCAGUUGUAUGCUGGCAAGCCGGCGUUCGAGUCGGUCAAGGAGAUCAGCGGAGAUGAGGUGAAGAUGGAUCCCGAGAAGACGCGAGGUCUGUGACGAGGGAAAAGAAAUGAUUGGUGUCACCUAGUGGAUGCGGGUAAGUUGUCAUCAAGAACAACGAACCCCCCGGCUCCAUCUUGGCAUUUGGGCUUGACUGCUCCGCUCUAUCCAUUUUACUCUUUGUUGCUGUUUAUCUGCACUGGCAUGGUUUUGGAGUUGAUUGGAAGAAUGUAUGGGAUUGUGCUUUCCCUCCUCUCACGUGAUUACUCUAGGACUACGUUCUGGAACUAUUGUACUGUACAUACUUUGAAAGAAGCUCUUGCGAGCAUUCUCUACAA